AUGACCAAUAACCAUUCGGCUCCUACGAGCAAUGAACAACAAUCAACCACCACCAACAAUAGUGUUACAGCCACAUCAUCAUCAACGAACAACAGCAACACCCUAUCAGUUCCGAUCAAUAGUAACAACAACAAUCCAUCUCCAAUCGUACGAAAGCUAUCCAACUCAGGAACAACCACACCACAGAUACCCUCUCUUCCUCCACCUCAUCAUCCUUAUUAUUCAGUUCCACCAGGAACUAGCUAUACCCAUGUACCUCCUCCAUCUCAUCAUCAACAACAGGUACUUCAUCAUCAUGGACAUCCUUCAUCGUCCUAUUAUACUCACCCUCCUCCUCCGUAUGCAAUGAUGAAUCAUCCACCCUAUGCAUCUUAUUUGCCCCCACCAUCCUCGUCAGGACCUACAACUUCGACAACCACAAUGCCUUCAUCAACCACAUCCUCAACUGCAAAUUCCCUGCAGCCUCAGCCUACGAAUUCGAAUGCCAUGUACUAUUCACCUCCACAUUAUCCCUUGUAUCCAACAACAACACUUCCUCAUCAGCAACCUCCUCCUUCUCAUCCAACACAUUCAAUCUAUGCUUCUCAUCAGCCAAUUUAUAGCGGAACGCCACCAACUGGUACCACUUCUGUGAUGCCUCCUUCACAUCCAACGACAUCUGUUCCCUCGUCUCAUCCUAUUCCAUCACAUCAACCACCACCACCACAAAAACAAUCCAAAAAGAAGAAAAAGUCGAAGAGUACUACGACCGUAGCUUCAUCAGGUUCUACUGCCAUUAUUUCCUCAUGUCCAACUGACCCUUUGGAUAUUUCACGAAGAUUGAGUGGAAAAAUUGAUCUUAUUGAAGGAUUUACUAUGGAUAGAAUUUUACAACGAGUUGUCAUUCUGCCUCAAGAUGAUAACGGACGUGUGAUUUCCGAAAAACAAACAGUGAAAAUUGAUUCAUCACUAAGAAAUCAAUAUUCGACUCUUAAACUUAUAGUGUGGUUAUGUGAAAUGUGUGUGGACAAAAUUACAGAUAACAUUUCACCUGUACGAUCUCUCUAUGAAGAAGUGGUUGGCUCCAAUAACGAAAUUAGUGUUCAAGAUUUAAUGUUUCCAACGACCAUUUUUUCAUCGGGAAGAAAAGCACAUUUUUUAAGGUUCGUUCUGUAUGAUAUGGCCAAAGAGACAGAGAUGGUUGCUUUUUGUGAUACCUGUCCUUUUGAAAUCCGUAGUAGACAAUCUCAAGUGAAUACUGCUACUACUUCGACAUCCAUUCCUACUCAAAAUAUUCCUGUUCGAAAUAACUAUCCAUUCGCUGUACCUUCUCAAAAACCAUUACCAAUCCUUCCUUCUGCAACAGUUGUCACUUCUGAGACACCUUCAUCGACCGUCAGUGUUGGAGAGAAACCGACAUUGGACUUUCUUAAAAGAUUAGUUUCAACAGCAACGCUUUCAGAAGAUAUUAACAGUUGGGAUAAUUUCAUGCAUACUCUCAAUCAAUUAGUAAUCAUGGGUGAUUCCUCUUUUUUGAACACAUCUUCUGGAUCCUUCUCUAAACGAGCCGACGUUUCAGACAUUCAAGCAACAAAAGAAUUAAUGAUGAGAGGACAGAGAAAAAAUACAUGUAUUUAUCCAUAUAUUGAACAAUGUUAUCCUGCUUUUGGCCCAGCUCGAGGAGGUAUUCAAAUUAGCAUUAAUGUGAAAGAUCUUAAUAUGUAUGAUGAAGAUGAUCUAACAGUCACAUUUGAUGAUAUUAAGGUUCCAAAAACAGACUUUGUAUCCAUUCGUCCGAACAAAAUUUUGUUAUAUCUUCCUGCUUUACCAUCUAAUCACAUUCUAGGCAAAGUCGAUGUUGCUAUAUCUGUGAGAAAUGAAUUGGAGGACUUUUGUCACGUGUUAUAUGAUGCGUUUGAGUAUCUAAAUAAUGAUGUUUUUGAGAAGAAAAAGUCAUCCAUACCCACACCCAUCGAAAGACCUUCCAGCAGCAGGAACAAGAACAUUAGCCAGGUUCUCAUUCGACCUCUCUCCGAUAGUAAUGGAGUCAAUGAAGAUCUCAUGACAAAGAAUGAGCUCUACAACAGUGACACUGCAAAAUAUAUCACCAGUAUUUAUUUUGAACCAGGCUUCCUUAAAGGUAGUCCCUUGGAACCUGCUCAACGGUUUAUUUGGCUACUAAGAAAGAGUGAAACUUUUGAGAAUCUUGUUGGACAUCUCUCUUCAAAAGAAAUUGAUUGUGGUGGAGUUCUCUCUAUCAGAGACAUGACUCCUCCUACCUUGAAACAAUCGGAGGAAUCCGAUAUUCUUGAAAUACCUAUUGAAAUUGAUCGAAGAAUAUGCAGUGAGAAGUAUAAUUGUACCAUGGUUCUUCAAUUGUAUGACGUUAUGCAAAAACAGGUGCAUUACACUUCACGACCAUUCUCCAUUCUUCAAAAGCCUCCAAAAUCAGUGGCAUACAGUAGUUUCAAUGAAGAUGAACGAGUAUUACAAUUACUUGAGAAAAUUAAAACUCCAAAGGCACGAAAGACAGCAUUACGAGGAGGAGCAUUAGAUCCAACUUUGAAUUAUCUGGGACAAACGAAAACCCAUAUCGCUUGUCUUUCUGGAAAUGAUCAUGAAUUGAAGAGACACUUCCAACCCGCACAUCUCGUGGCCCAUGACUUGUUUCUGAGAAAUCCUCUCCACUUGGCUUUUGCUUCUGGAAAUAUUGAGGCAGCCAAGUUCUGCAUUGAUCACUUGACCACCUCACCACAUUUACUUCUUCUCCAGAGAGACUACUACCACCACACACCUUUCCAUUUGGCUCUCAAAUUCAAUCGUACACAUUUCAUGAAGGAAAUUUGCUUGUUUCUCAAGUCCUAUUUGAUCAAGUAUUCGGUUCAACAACAACAACAGCAAUCUGACCAUACGACCGCAGCAUCACCAUCAUCAUUAGAGAACACAGAGCAACCUUCAGGUCAAAAUGAUAAGGAGUUGUUGUCGUCUCAAAAGAAGAGAAAAAGUACAACCUCUACGACGAAUGCCAAUGUCAUUACACCUUCACCACCACGACCAUCAAAGAAAAGAAAACAAUCAAUUGUGGAGGAAGAUUCAUCCGAUGAUCAUGAGCAAGAUGAUGAUGUCUUGGUGGUAGAAGACAAUUGA
Molecule: messenger RNA, 3126 nt
Organism: Naegleria fowleri
Lineage: Eukaryota; Heterolobosea; Eutetramitea; Acrasida; Naegleriidae
Exons: 1
Coding region: 1-3126 (1041 amino acids)
Biological process (GO): mRNA cis splicing, via spliceosome
Cellular component (GO): spliceosomal complex
Molecular function (GO): protein binding
Source: RefSeq, a predicted model, not a curated record